Molecule: messenger RNA, 400 nt
Organism: Saccostrea echinata
Lineage: Eukaryota; Metazoa; Mollusca; Bivalvia; Ostreida; Ostreidae
Product: cytochrome c oxidase assembly protein COX19-like
Exons: 3
Coding region: 28-282 (84 amino acids)
Biological process (GO): mitochondrial respiratory chain complex IV assembly
Cellular component (GO): mitochondrial intermembrane space
Source: RefSeq, a predicted model, not a curated record
UCUCUGAUUUUUUCGCCAAAAUCUGAAAUGGCAACUCCAUCAACAAGACAAAUCACGAGAGCACCAGACAAAGGCAUUUUCCCUUUGGACCAUGAAGGAUUAUGCAGACAAGAAAUGAGACAGUACAUGAAGUGCCUAAUGGCUAAUAACAGGGAAAACGCAAAAUGCAGAUCAGAGGCCAAGUCAUAUCUUCAGUGUAGAAUGGAUAAUGAUUUGAUGCAGAAAGAGGACUGGAAAAAUUUAGGAUUUCAUGAAGAAGAUAAUAUGAAAAAUCCUACUUGAUGAUAUUCAGUAAAUAUGUAUCAUUAGAUGCAAACAUUUAAUUUUUUCUGUGAUAGUAGAUCAAUGUGGGAUAUAUGUAUAUUUAAUGGAAAGCAAUUUGUCAUAUUUUUAGUCUCUG